AUGAAUACAGACGAAGAAACAAGAUAUAAUCUCGCCCACCUGCAGACUGUGGCAAGUUCAAUGGCGCAACAGGUGGCUGGUACUUAUGAAGCGGAGCAACAAGCAAACAUGACGUCAGUAACCGACGAGGAAUCACAGAUUAAUGACACAAAUAGUGAGAAAGAUGCCGCUAAAGGAUCCAACAGUUAUGCUGUUAAUUCAUUUUCUUCAGCAGCUGGGUCACAACCACAAGCAUACAACCCAGAUGGGCAAAAUACAGCUAAACCUGCUGUAACUCAGCCAGAGGAAAAUGAGGAAAACGUCCCAAUAUCUCCGACUAAGACGCGACUAUACUCUCCGAAAUUAGCUUCUCAAAGGAAAAAAAUUACAGUAAAAUUUAUCAUUUCUAAUCUUUUAUUAGCGGGUGUUUGUCUGUCUAUUUUAUCUUUAUAUUGGGGGUCCCUUUAUCAAACCACUAAGCAUUUGGAAAGAAUUAGCAUCAUAGCAAUAAUACAGGAUGAUUAUAUUCCACCAAAUGAUUUGAAUCUUACUUCAGUGGUAGCACCAGUUCCAUCAUUCAUUGAACAAUCCACUGGUAAAUGGCACGUGUAUAACCAGUCUUAUUUCCAAGAAAAGUUUAAUGUCCAGGAUCCAACAAUGAUUAACGAAAGACUAAACGCAUUAAUUCAUGAUGAAAAAUAUUGGAUCGCAUUGAAUAUUGGGGCAAAUUUAACAAUGAGAAUCGUAAAUUCCCUAACAACUCCAAACGAACCAUUUUUCAACUCCACACAACAUAUCAGAGUAGUAUAUGAGACAUCAAGAGAACCUACAACCUUGGAAGCUUACAUGCUGCCCAUAAUCCAGGAAAUUGAAUUAGCAUACCAAGACUUUUAUCAUACUGAAUAUCUACCAGAAUUAUUAUCAAAAUUACAAAACUCCACCACAACUCCUCUUUCUAAUACUGGAGCAGCUAACUUGGCAAAUAUAGGUAAAUUUCAAUUUGAUUAUGAUGAUAUAUUGGUUUUCCCAGAUCGUAUCCUGAUCGCACCAUUACAAGUUGGGUUAAUCUAUUGUUUAAUUCUUACCGUCUUCCAAUUAUCAUUAUUCGGUCCCCUUCAUGCAGAAAUGGCUAAAUAUUUAAAGCCAAAACAUAUUAUCAUUUACAGAUUAUCAGUAUCAUGGGCUACAUAUUUCUUUCUAUCAUUAUUCUUUUGUACUGUCUCAGCCAUUUUCCAAAUUGAUUUCACAGUAACUUUUGGUAAGGGUGGAUUUGUUAUAUACUGGAUGACAACGUACUUGGUAAUGUUAGCCCUUGGUGGUGCAAAUGAAAAUGUCUUAAGUUUAAUUAUCCUUUUCAUUCCAGAAUACUUACCUUUAUGGUUAUUAUCAUGGAUUAUUAUGAAUAUUUCUCCAACCUUUAACCCAAUGGUGUUAGAUAAUGUGUUUUACAGGUACGGGUACAUGAUGCCACUUCAUCAAGCCCUGGAUAUUUUCAAAGUGGUGUUCUUGAAUGUCUCGAAGAGACAUAUGGGGAGAAAUUAUGGUAUUUUGGUUGCUUGGAUCGUCGUGAACACCUGUUUGUUCCCUCUGGUGAUGAAAAUUGUGGGAAAAACCGUUCAAAAGAGAAUGGAAGCUAAAAAGAAUUGA
Messenger RNA from Naumovozyma castellii, 1626 nucleotides. Its product is annotated as SNG1 family protein. The coding region runs from base 1 to 1626 and encodes 541 amino acids. The transcript has a single exon. Lineage: Eukaryota; Fungi; Ascomycota; Saccharomycetes; Saccharomycetales; Saccharomycetaceae. The record is from RefSeq and is a predicted model, not a curated record.